AUGCCGGCCGUCAAACCCAAGCUCGAGAAGCUCUCCACGCCCCUCUCGGCCACCUUUCCCUCCGAGGUCACGUCGGCUUCCACGGCCACGCCUCUGUCCGCCGUCCACUUCCUCUGCAAGCCCGACCCCGACUUCAUCAAGACGCCCAUCAGCCCGCCCUCGGCUUACACCGACUUCCUCUCCCGCGCCAUGUCCCUCGCCUCUCCCGCCUCUCCCGCCUCUCCCGCCUCUCCCGCCUCUCCCGCCUUGCCCGACUCGGGCCACGACACGCCCGACUCGGCCUCGGCUUCGUCUGCCGCUGACGACUCUUCCUCACUCCCCUCGUCUGCCUCGCCCACCUCCACCACGGCCACCAAGGAGACGCCUCCAAGCACAGCCUCGGCCGUGGUCCCGCCCAGUCCAUACGCGCCUCUGGUUCCAAUGUCGGCUCCCCCCAUCGGCGCCGCCUCGUUUCCCAGCCUGAAGCUCCCUCCCAGCCCUGCCGUCUCCAACUUCGACUCUCCCCUCAGCGCCAGCGCCGUCAGGACGCCCUUUAGCGCCCGCUCCGUCCGCCCCGUCUUUGACUGGGACGCCGCUUUGCAAGCCCGCUUCGCCGACCUCAAGAAGCACAAGGCCUCGCGCACCAGCGUGCGGCACAUCCGAGAGGUGGUGACCCGGACCGUCACGUACACGCCCAAGAUGGACCCGGCACCCAGAGGCAAGCGACGCAAGGUGGAGUGA
Hirsutella rhossiliensis is the source of this 720-nucleotide messenger RNA. RefSeq lists its product as uncharacterized. The record is from RefSeq and is a predicted model, not a curated record. The transcript has a single exon. Lineage: Eukaryota; Fungi; Ascomycota; Sordariomycetes; Hypocreales; Ophiocordycipitaceae. Bases 1 to 720 code for a protein of 239 amino acids.